Messenger RNA from Lampris incognitus (smalleye Pacific opah), 3157 nucleotides. RefSeq names its product dihydrolipoamide branched chain transacylase E2 (gene dbt). The coding region runs from base 29 to 1471 and encodes 480 amino acids. The transcript has 11 exons. Lineage: Eukaryota; Metazoa; Chordata; Actinopteri; Lampriformes; Lampridae. The record is from RefSeq and is a predicted model, not a curated record. Gene Ontology annotation, molecular function: lipoic acid binding; acetyltransferase activity. Gene Ontology annotation, cellular component: cytoplasm; mitochondrion.
GUCAUCCUGGCAGCAGCAAGGAAGCAAGAUGGCAGCGGUCACUAGGUGUUCCUUUACUUUGGUGAGACGUUUGCUCUCUCAUCAAUACAAACGACGAUGUUUCAGGGCUCAAAACUUCAGAACCAGUAAAACCCUUCCACUCCAUACCUUCCUGCCUCCACUGCACAAUGCCAAGUUCCUCCAUACGUCCUGUGCCAGGCAUGGACCAAUCCUUCAGUUUAAGCUGUCAGAUAUAGGAGAGGGCAUCAUGGAGGUGACGGUGAAGGAGUGGUAUGUUAAGGAAGGAGAUAAAGUGUCCCAGUUUGACAGCAUCUGUGAGGUGCAAAGUGACAAAGCCUCUGUCACGAUAACCAGCCGCUAUGAUGGAGUCAUUCGUAAACUCUACUAUGAUGUGGAUGCUACAGCUUUGGUUGGAACGCCGCUGGUUGACAUUGAGACAGACUCUAGCCCAGAGCUGACCCAGGAAGAGGAUGUUGUGGAGACUCCUGCCAUGUCCCACGAUGAGCACACCCACCAGGAAAUCAAAGGUCAUAAAACUCAGGCCACUCCAGCAGUGCGGCGGCUGGCCAUGGAGAAUAAUAUCAAACUCAGUGAAGUGGUAGGAACUGGGAAAGAUGGGAGAAUUCUCAAGGAGGACAUCCUCAAUUUUCUGGCCAAGCAAACAGGCGCCAUCUUGCCCCCUGCACCAUUCCAGGAGAUCCAGCCUCCGGCAGCUGCUCCCAAGCCGAAGGAAAAGCCACCAGCUGCUCCUAAACCUACUUUUACUGGCAAGGAUGUUACUGAACCUUUGAAAGGCUUCCAUAAAGCCAUGGUAAAGACAAUGACAGCAGCCUUGAAGAUUCCUCACUUUGGUUACUGUGAUGAGGUGGACCUCAGUCGCCUGGUGGCGCUGCGAGCAGAGCUGAAACAUGUGACUGAGGCUCGUGGUGUUAAACUCAGCUACAUGCCCUUUUUCAUUAAGGCUGCCUCCCUUGGCCUCAUCCAAUUUCCAAUCCUCAACGCUUCGGUGGAUGAAGGCUGCCAAAACAUUACCUACAAGGCAGCUCACAACAUCGGUCUGGCCAUGGAUACCAGCCAGGGAUUGCUCGUUCCCAAUGUGAAGAAUGUCCAGCUGCUCAGUGUGUUUGAAGUGGCCCAGGAGCUGAACCGCCUUCAGGCUCUGGGAGCUGCUGGCCAGCUGGGCACUGCUGACCUCACAGGAGGAACCUUCACCCUGUCCAACAUCGGCUCUAUUGGAGGCACAUAUGCAAAGCCAGUGAUUCUUCCCCCUGAAGUAGCAAUUGGAGCCCUGGGAAAGAUCCAGGUCCUGCCAAGGUUUGAUUCGAGGGAUGAGCUGGUUAAAGCUCACAUCAUGAAUGUCAGCUGGUCAGCAGAUCACAGGAUCAUUGAUGGAGCCACCAUGUGUCGGUUCUCAAACCUGUGGCGGGAAUACCUGGAGAACCCUUCCAGCAUGGUCUUGGAUUUAAAAUGAUCUUCUCAUAAGGAUGGUAGACAAAACACUUCACUCACCUGGUUACACCUGGUUACUCUAACUCACAUGGUUACACCCUGGACUUGUGGGGACACCAGACUAUAAGUCACCCGCCUUGAUGUUGUUUAUUUUUUCUUUUUCUGAAUGUCACCCAGAGUUGCUUUCCUUUUCUUGUUGCCUUUCUGAAACCCAUUGUGUCUGAUUAGCAGUGUUGCUGAUGAGAGGAACCUAACACAGUAGAACAUAUCUACACAGUGGGAUGGAUGAUCUGUUAGUUAGUGCUUUACUAUGUGUCAUUUGAAAAAGGACUAUUCAGCCUUACUGAGACUGAAGAUUUAAGAAUCUUCUUUAUGCUUCAGGAUAACUUGGAAUGAUCAAAUCCAAGAGUGAGUAGGAUUAUUUUCAAAACAGCUCACCCCCAACCCCCACACACACAAUGCUCUGCUAAAACAAUAAAACCAUGGAUUAAAGAAGCAAUGUGUUGUGUAGUGGCCCUGACAAGUCCAGUCAGUAACUAAUACUUUAAAGUCCAAGUAUCUCUGUAGACACUAAAUAAAGGAUAAUUAUGGUUCUUAUGAUGGUUGUCUGAAGCCAUUUAUGUGAAUGUGCUCGGCCUUCCAAUAGUAUAAAAGCCCUGUUGUGGUCUCUUCAGUCCAAAACCCAAAACAGUGGUCCUGAUCCCAGCAUGGGAUUCUGUUGACACAGGACAUCUAUACUUCACAUUGGUUGUUUUUAAUAUGGCGUCUACAACUUGUAAUCCUCUCCAGAAGAUGAUAGGUGGCCUGGACAUAGCCACGUUGUGUGUUAGUGAAGCUGCUUCUACAUUAGGAUGAUGUCGUAGUGGGAGUAAUAAAUAUUUCAAACAAAGGACAACUGCACUCUUAUUUGAGUUGUGUGUUAAAAGAGCUGUCUGCAGAGAGAGCUUGACUUUUCUACACAUGCCAGUGUUUCAACCUCCCUAACAGUUAUCCUUCAUGAGUUAUUGGAAACCGUCAAGACAUGAAUUUUAUUUCAUCCUUUAUUUAACCUUCAUUUAAUCAGGAAGGCCCCAUUGAGACAAGGAGUCUCAUUUUCAAGAGUCCUGACCGAACCAGCAGCUGCACACACACAUUGAGGUUGAGCCCAGUUAACAUGAAUAAACAAGUCAGUGCUGUUAAAACAAUAUUAAAGACUAAAGAUCACAUGUGCUACUGCUAGGGGAGUCCAUCGCCAGUAAAUUGAGUUUCUUAAAGGAUAAAUGAUCGGAUGUGUCCUUCUGCUAAAGUUGGUACUGUGAUUCUUCGCUGGAAGGACAAUCACUGCAUUGUAAGAUUAACGCUGGUUUGAAUGGGGAGUCAAAGAGGCCAUCUAUGUGAAGAGGGAACGACCGUCCCUGAACCGGGGGGGGGGGGGGUCCAAGAGUACAUCUGUCACCAUCUUACAAUGCUGUGAUUGCGACUGUUCCUCAAUCCUCUGUGAAGAGUACACAUGGCCAUUGAAACUCUAGUUAAUGGUCACACCCAUAUUUGCAUAUGAAACUGAUCAUUGGUUUGGGUCGUUAUGCCAUUGUAUUGUUUAUAAGGGUGGGGACACCUGCAGUCAGGUGAGACACUGAAUUGACGAUAAGGGUGGGGACACCUGUGGUCAGGUGAGACUGAAGAGGUCACUCAGAUGAUGAUGGAACGUUUCUCUCUCAAUAAACGUUGU